Ilex paraguariensis (yerba mate) is the source of this 237-nucleotide messenger RNA. Lineage: Eukaryota; Viridiplantae; Streptophyta; Magnoliopsida; Aquifoliales; Aquifoliaceae. The record is from the annotation of a GenBank genome assembly.
AUGGAGAAACCUUCGGCUUCUUCGAUGCUUGAGAGGACGACCUCCAUUGAAGAACCAAAGACUCUCUCUGAAGAGGAACUGAACGAAUUCAGGGCGGCAGCGUUGAAGGUGAUUGAUACCCAUGGAAGAGAGGAGGCUGAAAAAAUAUUUAUGGGGGGUUUGAAGCCUGUGACAGUAACAACAAAGCCGGUAGGAGGUUCAAAGCGAAAGCAUCUGUGGAAAAAGGCCUCGUCGUAA